Messenger RNA from Cuscuta campestris, 1784 nucleotides. Lineage: Eukaryota; Viridiplantae; Streptophyta; Magnoliopsida; Solanales; Convolvulaceae. The record is from the annotation of a GenBank genome assembly.
GCGGUUGCGAUUUGGGAUUCUCUCCUCCUGCAGCUGCAGCCGCCGCCUGCACGUCAUUUAAACUCUUGCUUGUCUCCCCCAUCGCAGCGAUUAAAUAAGAGUCCCAUGACUCCCGCUAUAAAUUCCCUUCAAUUCAGUCGGCUGAUUCAACAUUUGACCUUAGCCCCCAUUUUGAAUCUACAGGAACUGGAUUUCGUCUUGAAGACGAGAACAGAUUUCUCCAUUAUUCAUGCAAGUGGAAAGACCCUCAUCCUUGAAUUGAUCCUCAGAUUUACUUAGCUAUUUUUUUGCCCUGAACGAGCUAUCCAGCCCUUCUCUCAGUAGUGUGCCUUUCUGCUCCAUUAGCAUGGGAAAAAUGAUGAUGGAACAUGGACAUGAUGAAGCCGAGGCUAGAAGAAGUGUUUCUUUUGCACGUACUACAAGCAAUACCUGUUCUCGUUGCAUUCAGUAUUCUUUCCCCCAACAGCUGGAGAAUGACAGUGAAAGUGAAUCUGUAUCAGAAUCAGGAGAUAUUGGGGAUAGGGCACUUAGCAGAAAUAUGUCCAGUCGAAGUGGUAGGCUGUUAUUUUCUGUUGAAAAUACUGCCGAAAGUGGUUUGGUUGUGCCUAUUGAAGAGGAAGGUGCUUGGCCACAUGAUCCAACUGCUACAGAUAAUGUUUCUCCUGUUACAAAAUCUGGAGAUGGAAUGAAGAAUUGUGAAAAGGAGGUGCCACGGUGGUUGGAUUAUAUUUCAAGCCUACUGUUUCUAGCUGUCUUUGGAAUAUUAGGGGUAUUGCUGAGGUAUGUUCUUGAAAUAUUGUUUGGGCCAGGAAAUGUGGGUGCUACAAGUGAUCAAAACUAUAUGUAUCUCGAUCUUCCUUCUAAUAUGGUUGGUUCAUUUUUAAUGGGUUGGUUUGGGGUGGUGUUCAAAGGAGACAUUUCCAAACUUUCAGCCCAGUUGGCCAUUGGAUUGACAACAGGUUUUCUAGGAAGCCUUACAACGUUUAGUGGUUGGAACCAGAAGAUGCUUGAGUUGAGCGUAGAAGGUCGAUGGGUUUUUGCAAUACUUGGCAUUUUUAUAGGGUUGUUUCUUGUUGCUUACUCCAUUAUUUUUGGCAUUGAAACUGCAAAAGGUCUUCAAUGGGUUCUGAAAAGAACUGGAAACAAUAGAAAAUCAACAUUUGAAUGCUCUUGGAAGGUGAACAGUCCAAAACGUCAUUUGGUGGUCUCAGUAAUACUGCUUCUUACUUUGGCUGCUCUGUGGACUAUAUGUAUAGCACUCGAGAUAAGCAAGUUCAAAAAGGGAAACAGUAAAUCCCGGCUGUGGUUGGCAUGUCUUGUCGGACCAUUGGGUGUUUGGAUCAGGUGGUUCUUAGCUCGGUUAAAUGGCCGUGGUUUAGGAAAAUCAGGAUUGUUGAAAUGGGUACCCUUUGGAACCUUGAUUGCCAAUGUGUCUGCAGCUUCUGUCAUGGCUGGACUAGCAACCUUGAAGAAAGUCGUGAGCACAAAGGACUGUGAUACGUUUGUUGGAGGCGUCCAGUUCGGGCUGCUGGGGUGCCUUAGUACGGUUUCUACAUUUGUUGCUGAAUUUCACGCCAUGAGAGAAAGCAAACACCCUUGGAGAGCGUAUGCAUAUGCCCUGGCUACAAUACUCCCAUCUUUCAUCUUUGGGACUCUAUUAUACUCUGUGCCAGUGUGGACAAAGGGACUUUAAUUAACUGAGGGUUUAGGGGAGAACCUGAUUGACCAGUUCCAGGCUUGUUGAUUCAGUCAUACAUACCAUUUAAUUAAUUGCACUACUUAAU